AUGCAUCCGGGGAAUCUAUGGGGAGGGAAGCUCGACGCCGUAGACAGCGACCGAGCAGUGGCGGAGGAAGAAGAGAGGCGGAGGAACAUGUCGGAGUGGGAUCAAGGAGCUCUUCACUCACAGCGGUUAGCGGAGGAAAACCAGCGGAACCAAUUGGACGAGACACAACAAAGCUGGUUACUUGCACCGCAAGAUAGCUGGAAGAAGAAGAGAAAGAAGUAUGUAAACCUAGGUUGUGUUUCCGUGAGCCGCACGGUGUUUUUGUGGACCAUUGGAUCUAUCGUCGUCUUGUUCCUCGUCGUUGCUCUUCCGAUCAUCAUCGUCAAGUCGUUGCCUCGUCCUAAGACUACCCCUACUCUGUCUGAUAAUUACACUCUUGCCCUCCAUAAGGCUAUCCUAUUUUUCGAUGCCCAAAAAUCCGGUAAAUUGCCGAAGACCAAUCAGCGGGUUCCGUGGAGAGGAGAUUCGGGGCUGAAGGAUGGGCUGAAGGAUGUGGUCGGAGGAUUGGUCGGAGGAUACUAUGACGGAGGAAGCAACACCAAGUUUCAUUUUCCGAUGGCAUUCUCAAUGACAAUGCUAAGUUGGAGCCUCAUUGAGUAUAGUCACAAAUUCAAAGCCAUCAAUGAGUACGAUCACAUGAGAGAUGUUCUCAAAUGGGGCACUGAUUACCUUCUUCUCACUUUCAACAACUCUGCUUCUCGCCCUGAUCAUAUUUACACUCAGGUUGGUGGAGGACUUAGAGAAUCAGAAUCACCUGAUGAUAUCUACUGCUGGCAAAGACCAGAAGACAUGUCUUACGAUCGUCCUGUCCUCUCCGCCACUGCCGCCACCGACCUCGGCGCAGAAGUCGCAUCCGCCUUAGCCGCUGCCUCAAUCGUCUUCACAGACAAACCAAGCUACGCCAAAAAACUCAAAAAAGGAGCAGAAACUCUAUGGCCAUUCUUUAGAAGCAAAUCCAGACGCAAACGCUACUCAAAUGGUCAACCAACGAGUGAGGCCUUCUACAACUCAACAAGUAUGUUCGACGAGCUAAUGUGGGCCGGUGCUUGGCUUUACUACGCCACUGGAAACAAGACUUACAUACAACUUGCCACGGACCCGAGAGUGCCUCAAACGGCUAAAGCUUUUACUAAUCGACCGGAGCUAAUGGUUCCGAGCUGGAAUAACAAAUUACCUGGAGCUAUGUUGUUGAUGACUCGGUAUAGAUUGUUCUUGAAUCCUGGUUUUCCUUAUGAGAACAUGCUCAAUAGGUACCAUAACGCUACUGGUGUCACCAUGUGUGCUUAUCUUAAGCAGUACAAUGUUUUUAACCGGACUUCAGGAGGGCUUAUUCAAGUGAACAUGGGGAAACCAAGACCACUUGAAUAUGUGGCGCAUGCUUCUUUCUUAGCUUCUUUGUUUGCGGAUUAUUUGAAUUCAACUGGAGUUCCUGGAUGGUAUUGUGGCCCUACCUUUGUCUCCACUCAUGUUCUUAAAGAUUUCGCUAAAUCUCAGAUUGAUUACAUUCUUGGAGAUAACCCCAAAAAAAUGAGCUACGUGGUUGGAUUCGGAAACAAGUUUCCAAGACGCGUUCAUCACCGAGGAGCCACGAUUCCAAAGGACAAGAAGAGAAGAAGCUGUAGAGAAGGGCUGAAGUAUAGAGACACAAAGAAUCAAAACCCACACAAUAUCACAGGAGCUAUGGUCGGGGGACCAAACAAGUUCGAUCAGUUCAAUGACAUACGAAGCAAUUACAAUGCGAGUGAGCCUACUCUUUCAGGAAAUGCAGGUCUCGUGGCUGCUCUUGUUUCCUUAACCAGUAGUGGCGGCUACACAAUCGAUAAGAACACAAUGUUCAAUGGUGUUCCUCCCCUCUAUCCUCCAACCCCACCACCUCCUAAAGCCUGGAGGCCUUGA
Microthlaspi erraticum is the source of this 1896-nucleotide messenger RNA. The record is from the annotation of a GenBank genome assembly. NCBI's taxonomy places the organism in Eukaryota, Viridiplantae, Streptophyta, Magnoliopsida, Brassicales, Brassicaceae.